Puccinia graminis f. sp. tritici CRL 75-36-700-3 is the source of this 1331-nucleotide messenger RNA. RefSeq lists its product as uncharacterized. The record is from RefSeq and is a predicted model, not a curated record. The transcript has 4 exons. Gene Ontology annotation, cellular component: mitochondrial inner membrane; TIM23 mitochondrial import inner membrane translocase complex. Lineage: Eukaryota; Fungi; Basidiomycota; Pucciniomycetes; Pucciniales; Pucciniaceae. Gene Ontology annotation, biological process: protein import into mitochondrial matrix. Gene Ontology annotation, molecular function: transmembrane protein transporter activity. The coding region runs from base 236 to 1054 and encodes 272 amino acids.
CAGGACCACCGGAACUUCAACCCCGUCCCAAAAAUAGGUCACAUCAUCAAAACGACAAAACUUAUCAACCCCAAGUCAGCAUCCAGAGUCCAGACGGAACUACUUUGAAAAAAACUCAACUCCUCCACGAGCAAGAAAAGAAACAGGGAACAAAAAAACCAAGUCUCAAACUUUAGACUGAACGAGCCGAACGAACCCCUGAAAUUUCGAGUAGUGUCGCUGGGAACAAUACGCGAUGUCCAACCCGUCUUCGUCCUCUGUUAAUCAACAGGCCCCAUCAGAUCACAUCGACACCCAUAGCAAGGUGAACUCGUCAAGCCCAAACCAUCCUCCCGACAGUGUACUCAAUCUACCUAUUUUGGACCCGAUUCUAUCAGCAUACGCCCAACCCUCAAGUCUCCAUCCCCUCUCCAACGUGAACGCUGGUUUAGAUUACCUCUCGCUCGAAGAUGCCAAACUGUCGCCGAUCGCCGGAAGCCAAUCGGUCCUGCCGAAUCGUGGAUGGAGUGAUGAACUGUGCUACGGAACAGGGACGGUCUAUGUGGGCGGCCUAGCAUUCGGUGGUCUCUGGGGAUUCAAGGAAGGCUGGUCACGCAGUAAGGUCAUCGCUGCCGGUAGAGUCGCCAAAUCGAUGCCUACUUUCAACAGUCCCUCCAAGUCCGCCUCCGGUCUAUCGUCUGCUGGGUCCGCUGCUGGAAUGAGUACGGCUGCUUCGGGUGCCUCUGUUGGUGCGGGAUCGGCAACUCACUCAAGCUCAUUAGGCUCGAUCAGCUGGCGGUUGAGGUUAAACGCAAUCUUGAAUGGUAUCACCCGAAGGGGUAGUUUCACCGGAAAUACCUGCGGGAUUCUUGCUGUGAUGUACAAUGCUUUCAACUGUACGCUUGAUCGGCAACGAGGCCAACAUGAUCAAUGGAACUCGGUGAUAGCCGGAGGAUUAACUGGUGCUUUGUUUCGUUGCACAGCUGGAUUCCAAAAGAUGUUCAUUGCUUCUUCACUAAUGGCGGCGGGUGCCAUGGGCUGGUCAGCCGUCAAACCAAAACUGAUUCAUAAAUAAGGAUUUACCAGUGACCCAUGUCUCCGGUAUCUGUCGUUCUCCUUCCAUUUUCUUUUUGUGUUUCUCUUUGCUUAAUCUUCAUCUGCGAUGCAAAUUGUAUGCCUAAAUACAAAUAUAGAAAGGCAGCAUUGUGUUCACAUACUACCAUCCCCGCUCUGACUAGAAAGUACAAAUAUACCAUCAGGACUGGCAACAUGUUCAGUUCUAACCGGGCUUUUUGACCUGUGCUCCAAUUGUGCUGAUCCCAAAAUUAUCUUACGUACUUAAUUGACCUACA